AUGAAACCCCCAUGCGCUGUAUCUCCUCUGCAUUCAGCGCCAAAGUCCCCCACCACCGCUGUGCCCAAAAGAAAGGCAGAAGGGAAUGCUUAUGGUAAUAAAGCCAAGGUAAAGAAAGAGCCACAGAAAAGAUCUGCAAGGUUGUCUGAUGAACUUGCUCCUCCAAAGCCAGAGCCCAAGCCUAAGAAGGCCCCUGCAAAGAAGAGAGAGAAGGUAUCCAAGGUGAAGAAGGGGAAAACUGAUGCCUAUAAGGAUGCAAAUAAUCCUGUGGAAAAUGGAGAAGCCAAAACAAACCAGGCACAGAAAGCCAAAGGUUCUGGUGAUGCCAAAUGA
Messenger RNA from Acomys russatus (golden spiny mouse), 333 nucleotides. RefSeq names its product non-histone chromosomal protein HMG-17-like. The transcript has a single exon. Gene Ontology annotation, cellular component: chromatin; nucleus. The record is from RefSeq and is a predicted model, not a curated record. Gene Ontology annotation, molecular function: nucleosomal DNA binding. Gene Ontology annotation, biological process: chromatin organization. The coding region runs from base 1 to 333 and encodes 110 amino acids. Lineage: Eukaryota; Metazoa; Chordata; Mammalia; Rodentia; Muridae.